UAAAAAAUAUUUUUAAAAUAAUAAAUAUAAGCAUGAUACACCGACGCAUUGGAUCUCAUCCCAAAAUUAACAUGUAUAAAACCACUCGCCGCUGUAUUGUGUCGUAGCUAAAUAGACUACUAAGUGAGGGAAUACCCGCAAAAUAGAGAGAGAAAUGGCGGAAUCAGCAGUUGACUUUUUGCUUCAAAGCAUCAAGGACCUGGUGGUAUACAACUCCCGUUUAAUGCAAGACAAGAAGGGCGAAAUCGAGAUUCUGGAGACGGAUCUCCGCUUGUUGAGAGCGUUCCUGAGGGACACCUUGAAGAAUCGGAAAAAGAAUGAGCGUAUAAACCAUUUGGUGAGGAAGAUUCAAGACGUUGUUUACGAGGCCGAAAAUAUCAUUGACGCCUUUGUUACCAGCGCCGCCGUCGAGAAAAACCCCAAGAGCUACUCGGGAAAUGCUGCCGAUCUCCUCGCCAUUGGCCCAGAGGUUGAGUGGAUUAUGAAUCAAGUCAAGCUGUGGACGACCGAUUCUCGCAUCUCCACCGUCGAUGAUAGUGACAGCCAUCGAAGACUUGAGCCUCGGCUACCAAGAGAGGAAAAUGUGGUGGGCUUCGCAGAUGUGACGGAAGAUCUGAUACGCCGUCUGACUCGAGAAACCAACUAUUUUGAUGUCAUUUCUGUGAUUGGUAUGUUUGGGCUGGGCAAGACGACAUUGGCAUGCAAGGUUUAUAAUGAUGAAAAAAUUCAAUACUUCUUCCCCAGGCGUAUAUGGCUUUCUAUUUCACAGGAUUUCUCAGCCAGAGAUAUAUUUCUAGACAUUCUCAAACAACUCACCACUAUAAGUGACCGUAUACUUGCCAAAAAUGACCAUGAGUUAGCCUAUGUGGUUGCUGGUCUUCUGGAGGGACGAAAAUUCUUGAUCGUCAUGGAUGAUGUAUGGGAAACUGCAGAUUGGGAUAGACUUCAUGCGGCUCUGCCCGAAGACAAUACAAAAGGUAAAGUCUUGAUCACCUCUCGUAUGAAUGGAGUAGGCUACUAUGCGAGCCGGCCGAGACCUCCCUACAAUUUGCGUCUCUUUAACUUGGAAGAAAGCUGGGAGCUGCUUCGGUUGGAGGCACUCGGCAAGCUGGACUGCCCUUCUCAAUUGGAACUUGUCGGACGACGAAUUGCAAAGAGUUGUGAUGGUCUGCCACUUGCAAUAGCAGUCAUAGGAGGCAUGCUUGCCACUAUGUCUUCAGGCUCAGUUACCACUGCAACAAGAAGAUAUUGGGAAAAAGUGUCCGAUCACGUGAGCUCAUAUGCCAUUGGGAUUGACCCGGCAUAUCGCAUGCAAAAAUCUAUAUCUCUGAGCUAUGACAAAUUACCUUACCACUUGCGCCCAUGCUUUCUCUAUUUUGGGUUGUUCCCAAAGGACUAUGAAAUUCCAGUGUCUAAAUUGAUCCGCAUGUGGAUAGGAGAAGGAUUCGUACAACAAGAGCUUGAUUAUAGUUUGGAGGAAACUGCUGAGAAAUAUUUGGAGGAUCUUAUCAAUAGAAACUUAGUCAAAAGUGACAAGUUUAACCCUGAUGGUACAGUUAAAAUAUGCCGGGUUCAUGACACGGUACGUGAUUUCUGCAGCAUUGAACCUGCAAAUGAAAAUUUCCUCCAAGAAAUCAAGUAUGAGAGGGACGGACAGUUUGUACCUUCAACUUCUGACUUAGAUAAGUAUCACCGUCUCUCUAUGCAUUCCAAGUGUUUGAAAUUUAUCUCAUCAAAACCUCGUGUUCGUCGUGCACGCUCAUUUGUUUGUUUUUCCAAGGAUAAGUAUGUCUUGUCUCCGGAAAACAGUACAAACAUCAUUGGAGCCUUCAAAUUGCUCCGAGUUUUAGAUGUUUCUCCCUUCACGUUCACCAAGAUUAACAGUGACCUGUACAAUUUGCUUCAUUUGAGAUACAUUGCCUUGUCGUCCGACUUGUCAGUUCUUCCAUCAAAGUUCAACCAGCUUUGGAACAUACAAACUCUUAUAGUCGACACCACAUGUCGUACACUUAAAGUUGAAGCAGAUAUAUGGAAGAUGAAUCAGUUGAGGCAUUUCAAGACAAAUGCCUCUGCUACCUUGCCCAAGUCAACUAAAAGUGGCAAAAAAAGUUCAGAGCUUCAAACACUCAGCUUUAUCUCGGUGGAAAGUUGCAUGGAACAACUCUCUGAUCGGGUGCCCAAUUUGAAGAAAUUGGGCAUCCGUGGGCAACUGGGCUUGCUCUUUGAUGGAAGGCAUGGAUCUUUUGAUAGUUUGAGGAAAAUGAGAGAACUUGGAAAGCUGAAACUAAUAAACGACGUAUAUCCUUACCCACAGAGGGAAGCAGGAGUGGGUAGCUUUCCUGAAUAUCGUAGAUUCCCACCCAGCCUCACGAGCCUUACAUUAUGUGCUACUUUCCUCAGUUGGGAACAUAUGUCUACCCUCGGAAAACUAGAGGGACUCGAGGUGCUCAAGCUAAAAGAUAAUGCAUUUAGUGGGAGCAUCUUGAAGGCGGUUGAUGGAGGUUUUCAGCAACUUGAACUUUUACACAUUGAAGACACGGAUUUAAUUGUUUGGAAUGCUUCAUCCCGUCACUACCCGAAGCUCAGAAGCCUUGUGCUCAAGUACUGUAAGAAGCUUCGUGGAAUUCCAGUUGAGCUAGCUGACAUACCAAGCCUCCAAAAGUUGGAGAUGCAUACUUGCAUAUCUGCAGCUAAAUCUGCCAAGGACAUCUCAGAUGCAAAGAAAAAGACACUGGCUGAAGGCUCUGAAUUCGUGCUCUCCAUUUAUCCUCCUAUUUCAUGAUCAAGUUUUAUUUAUCUUGCCAACAUUUGCACUUAUUUGAGAAUCAAUCUUAAAAUAAUCAUAGUAAUCUAUGUUGGAUGCAUAUUUUGGCUAGAAUAAGUGAGUUGAAGUUGCAAUGUUUAACUUUGAUAAAGAUCCUUUCCUGUUGCUAUCAUCAACAGAACAAAAGUUCAUGAACAAGUCGCAACGAAAUAUUUGGAUACGUGGUAAAAUGUUGUUUCUCCUUACCAAAGUUUUAGUACUUUUAAUUUUCAUUCAGAUAGUUCUGAUUGUAUUAGUAGCCACUAUGUUUAUGUGAUGUAGCCAAACAUUUGAAUAUAUUAUUUUGUCAUCUCCUUGAAUUAUCGAGCUACAUGCCAAACUAACUACCCCGUGAUGUUUGCAAUUGUAAGGUCUUCCACCGCCUGGCUUAAUAACUGCUGGGCUUGAAUGAGUAUCUGUUUAUUUCACCGUACGUCUGUCUGUUUGUAAUUUGUGGUGGAUCAAAUAAUUUAAUUUUACAUCUUAAUGUUUAUGUUUGCAUGUCA
This is a messenger RNA of Salvia miltiorrhiza (redroot sage), 3309 nucleotides long. RefSeq names its product putative late blight resistance protein homolog R1A-10. The transcript is spliced from 3 exons. Lineage: Eukaryota; Viridiplantae; Streptophyta; Magnoliopsida; Lamiales; Lamiaceae. Gene Ontology annotation, molecular function: ADP binding. The record is from RefSeq and is a predicted model, not a curated record. Gene Ontology annotation, biological process: defense response to other organism. The coding region runs from base 155 to 2782 and encodes 875 amino acids.